UCUGUCAUGGACAUGUGCAGUUAUGGUCAGCCUGCUAAGUCUACUAUGGCUACCAACAAUAGUAUCUACAACAACCCCGACGACUGAAGAUGUACCCUAUACCUGUAAUAAGUGCUGUCAAGGACCACCUGGGCAAAACGGCUUUCCAGGAGUUCCCGGACCACCUGGAGGAGGUGGUCCGGCUGGUGCACCUGGUAAUAGGGGUGACAGAGGUGAAACAGGAGCUUUAGGCAAAAAAGGAGAACCUGGAAAUGAAGGUCUAAAAGGUGAUAAAGGAAGUGAAGGAUCUCCUGGCAAACAAGGUCCAGUCGGACAAUUAGGACUAAGGGGUGCUAAAGGAAAUAAUGGUGCUAAAGGAAAUAAUGGUGCUAAAGGAAAUAAUGGUGCUAAAGGAAAUAAUGGUGCUAAAGGAAAUAAUGGAGCAAAAGGCGAGCCAGGAUUUGUCCGUAAAUCUGCGUUUACUGCAUUGCGCACGACUUCUAUUCAGGAUACAGAAUCAGCCAUCUCUUUCACAUCGAUGAAGUUUAAUAUUGGAGAGGACUUUAACAAAACUAGUGGAAGGUUUACAUGUAGUGUUUCUGGAGUGUAUUACUUUAUGUUAAAUUUUGAGUCCUAUAAUGGAGUUUCUACACAUGUUAAUAUUAUGUUGAAUGGGAAUGCAAUCACAUAUAUUCGUCGUAGUGACGCCACAGGUCAUGAGCAUUAUAGCUCUGGAGUAACACUUCUACUCAAUGUCGGCGAUCAAGUCUGGCUGACAAACGAAAGAAAGAAAGUGUAUGGUAGCACUACCCUUCCUAUCAUAUUUUCCGGAUUUAUGGUAUACGAUAUGAACUAAUAACAGAAAAAAACAUAGAGUGUACUUUAGAGUACAGCAUAUUUGUUCCUUAUAGUUUGCAAGAACAUAUUGGCCUCAUGUGGAAUGACUACAAGAAUAUUUUGAAAUGGCUAGUUUACUUAGUUAAAGAGGGGUAUAAAUUAUUUCAUUUUCCUGGUAUUCUGUGCCUCCAUAAUGCACUAACCUUAUACCCUUAAUUAUCAAUGUAUUAGUUGUACUUGUAUAACCUGUAAUGUUUGUUAAACAAUUGUAAGAAACGAAUAGCGUUUUAAUCCACAGGCUUAAUGGUUUUUUGACAAUGUUACCUACGGAAGCUUAGUAUUCAUUUAUUAAACGUGUUUAUGCAGUAGUUCCUUCUAUAAGUUAUAGUUUUAUUUUGUAAAUGUUAGAAUGUAAGCGAAAAGCGUAAUUCGAAUAACAGUAAGCCAUAGUACAGAGCAUUCACACCGAAUCCGAAUUUUCAGAUCGGGAAGCCUACCAAACUGACCAGAAAAUCAGAUCAGUAGGUAAGA
Anneissia japonica is the source of this 1347-nucleotide messenger RNA. RefSeq names its product complement C1q tumor necrosis factor-related protein 2-like. The record is from RefSeq and is a predicted model, not a curated record. Bases 23 to 835 code for a protein of 270 amino acids. The transcript has a single exon. Gene Ontology annotation, molecular function: protein binding. Lineage: Eukaryota; Metazoa; Echinodermata; Crinoidea; Comatulida; Comatulidae.